AUGCGUGGACAUCGACCUCACCUUCUCGUGAAGAGCUGUAGAGCUUGGCUCCAGGAGACCAAGGCACCGCCUAUGGUGAGGGCAUAUGGAGCUGUUUCGGCCGUCUCUCCUCAGGUCACGACCCCGCCUUCGGCUCUCGAUAAUGCUCUCGCUGCAACGGCGCCGAGGACCAACUGGACCAAGGAGGAGAUCAAGGAGCUCUAUGACACGCCGUUGAUGCAAUUGGCUUUUGCAGCAGCAAGUAUCAACUGGACGCAGAGCAUUUCGUCCAGUUCAUUACGCAGGUCAGCGAAGGCCGAUCUGACAUUCACCCAGUGUGCCCAGUCUUCUCGAUAUCAAACGGGCCUCAAAGCAUCCAAGAUGGUGACCGUCGACUCGGUUCUCGAUGCAGCACGAAUCGCCAAGGAGAACGGUAGCACAAGAUUCUGUAUGGGGGCCGCCUGGAGGGAUAUGCGUGGACGAAAGUCGGGCCUGCGCAAUAUCAAAGCCAUGGUCAACGGCGUACGGGAUAUGGGCAUGGAGGUGUGCGUUACACUAGGGAUGAUCGAUCUCGCACAGGCAAAGGAGUUGAAGGAAGCUGGCCUGACCGCAUACAACCACAAUGUCGACACAUCAAGAGAUUUCUACCCAUCUGUUAUUUCGACUCGAACUUAUGACGAACGGCUUCAAACGAUCCAAAAUGUCAGGGAUGCGGGAUUGAACGUCUGCACAGGAGGGAUUCUUGGGCUGGGAGAGAAACCCAGCGACCAUGUUGGGCUCAUCCACACAGUUGCAACGCUCCCUUCUCAUCCCGAAAGCUUCCCCGUCAACACUCUCGUCCCAAUUAAAGGCACCCCCAUGGGAGACAAUGCCCCAUCCCCAUUCGACGCAACCUUAAGAACAAUCGCAACAGCGCGAGUGGUCAUGCCAAGAACCAUCAUCCGCCUAGCAGCAGGCCGCACCACCCUUUCAGAAGAGCAGCAGAUUUUAUGCUUCAUGGCAGGUGCAAACGCUGUUUUUACGGGCGAGAAGAUGCUUACCACCGCUUGUAAUGGGUGGGAUGAGGAUCGGAUUAUUUUCGACAAGUGGGGGUUACGGCCUAUGGAGAGUUUUGAGGUGGAGGCGUUGAGAGAGUUGGUUACUACUGCCGCGCCGUUGGAGAGCCAGCGGGAAGCCCCGGUUGUGGCCGUGGGGGCAGCUGCUUGA
Venustampulla echinocandica is the source of this 1185-nucleotide messenger RNA. RefSeq names its product putative biotin synthase. Gene Ontology annotation, cellular component: mitochondrion. NCBI's taxonomy places the organism in Eukaryota, Fungi, Ascomycota, Leotiomycetes, Helotiales, Pleuroascaceae. Gene Ontology annotation, molecular function: 2 iron, 2 sulfur cluster binding; biotin synthase activity. Gene Ontology annotation, biological process: biotin biosynthetic process. The transcript has 2 exons. The coding region runs from base 1 to 1185 and encodes 394 amino acids. The record is from RefSeq and is a predicted model, not a curated record.